Messenger RNA from Symbiodinium natans, 1956 nucleotides. Lineage: Eukaryota; Dinophyceae; Suessiales; Symbiodiniaceae. The record is from the annotation of a GenBank genome assembly.
AUGGCGAAGCGCUCGAGUAAGCAAUGUGGCUCGGUUGGACGGUAUAUGAGCAGGCUGAAAGCUUGUGCAAGGCUCGCUACGUGGCAAGAGGCGGUGUCCGUACUUCAAAGGCUGCGGGACGAAAAGCAGGCAGAUGUGAAACUUUACAGCAUGGCUUUGACUGCAUGUGCACGGGGGCAUCACUGGGCAGCUGCUCUGCAACUCAUGGAUGACCUGACAGACACGCGAUUGGUGGCAGACCUGAUACUAUGUAGCACUGCCAUCAAUGCAUGCAGACGAGGUGGCCAGUGGCAGCAGGCAAUCUCCUUGCUCUGCAGCGCGCAGUCAAGCCACAUGCAGCUGGACAUUGUCAUCUACUCCAGCGCUCUUAGCUCAUGCCAAUCAGCUUCGCAGUGGCAGCAGGCCCUUCUUUUGUUACGGCAUAUGUCUCUUGUCCGGCUACAGCUGGAUGUUGUGGCCUACAGUUCAGCUAUUGAGGCAUGCAGCGAAGCCGGGAAGUGGCAGCUUGCCUUGCAAAUGCUUCAUCACCUGGUGGACGAAAAGCUGCAGGCCGAUUGUGUGCUGUACAAGUCAGCAAUUGCGGCAGCGCAAGGGCAGAAGAAGUGGCGGCAAAUGCUGUGCAUGAUAUCGCAGCUGGAGUGGCAAGGAGGAGUUCCUGAUUUUGAUGCUUGUAAAGUUGAAGCAGUUGUUACUGCCUGGGAGAUCGGCAAGAAAUGGGAACAGCUGAUGGUGGUCUUUGCGCUGCAGCAAAGUAUCUUGCAAGAUGGCCUGGGUCAGCGCACGGGAAUUCUACACACCGCAGGUGCGUUUUUGGGAGAGCGCAGGCAGUGGCAGCAUGCAGUUUCGAUUCUGACAGGCGCAGAGGUAGAAGAUGAUUCGCAGACAGUGGCGCUCAAGUCUGCAGCAAUCUUGGCAGCCGACAAGGGCGAGCAGUGGCAACUAGGCCUGCACAUCCUUGGCGACCUCCAGCAGCAUCGACUCAGACCUAGCCUCAUCACGUAUGGGGCAGCUAUCAAGUGCUGCGAGACGGUGGGAAGAUGGCGCGAAGCGGUGUGUCUAUUACAUGGCAUGAAACGACAGAAGUUGCAAAUCAAUGUGAUCACCGUUAACGCUACGAUCAGUGCUUGUGGUAAGGCCACGCAGUGGCAGAAGGCACUGGCGGUGUUUCAUCAGGCGGUGGCAGAGAGCCUGGAGUCAGACAUCAUAUCCCUGAAUGCCGUGAUCAGCGCCUUCGAGAAAGGCCGAAGAUGGCAAGAAGCUUUGGCGUUGCUCUCGCAGCUGCAUGUCUUGGAGCUGGAGGCUGAUUUGACCAGUUUCAAUGCAGCAAUCAGUGCAUGCGAGAAAAGUGCCCGUUGGCAGCAAGGCGUGGCACUGCUUGAAAGCCUCGCCGCUCACCUCAUGCGCCCGACCGCACUGUCAUACAAUGCAGCUAUUAGCGCAUGUGAGAAGGCCGGUUGCUGGGAGCGGGCCUUAUGUUUACUCCGUGAGCUUACGGCACAGCGGGUGCGACGCACGGUUGUUACAGCCUCGGCUGCUAUCAGUGCCUGUGACAAGGGAGGGCGCUGGCAAGCUGCCCUCCUGCUUUUCGCUGAGUUUCAGGCGGAAGAUUUGUACAGCGUUGUCACCUACAGCGCAGCCAUCUCCGCUUGCGAAAGGGGCAAGGAAUGGAGACAAGCUUUGGGGCUUCUUUCCCAGCUCGGCGAAAACCGGGUGCCGGCCAACCAUAUGGUCUACAACAGCGGUAUUGGGGCUUGCUCCGUGUGCACUGAGUGGCAACAAUCCUUGGCCCUUCUUGAAGGCAUGGAGUUGGCGACAGUGCAAAGGGAUGCGACUGGCAUCAGUGCCGCGAUCAGUGCCUGUGAAAUUGCUGACCAGCGGCGGCUUACUGCAGAGCUAUUGUUUGAUUUAGGAGCAUUUGCAUCCCGGAUCCCGUUUGGGGACUUGAGUCUCUCCUGA